AUGGUGGCCAAACAGAGGAUCCGCAUGGCCAACGAGAAACACAGCAAGAACAUCACGCAGAGAGGAAACGUCGCCAAGACGCUGCGACCGCAGGAGGAGAAGUACCCGGUGGGCCCCUGGCUGCUCGCGCUCUUCGUCUUUGUUGUUUGUGGAUCAGCCAUAUUUCAGAUCAUCCAGAGCAUCCGUAUGGGGAUGUGA
This is a messenger RNA of Nematolebias whitei (Rio pearlfish), 198 nucleotides long. It is a transcript of the gene serp2, whose product is annotated as stress-associated endoplasmic reticulum protein family member 2. Bases 1 to 198 code for a protein of 65 amino acids. The transcript is spliced from 3 exons. The record is from RefSeq and is a predicted model, not a curated record. Gene Ontology annotation, biological process: endoplasmic reticulum unfolded protein response. Gene Ontology annotation, cellular component: endoplasmic reticulum. NCBI's taxonomy places the organism in Eukaryota, Metazoa, Chordata, Actinopteri, Cyprinodontiformes, Rivulidae.